Messenger RNA from Rubroshorea leprosula, 569 nucleotides. Lineage: Eukaryota; Viridiplantae; Streptophyta; Magnoliopsida; Malvales; Dipterocarpaceae. The record is from the annotation of a GenBank genome assembly.
AGCUAGAGCCUAACAACCACACUCCUUACAGUUUCAUCCUUCAAUGCAGGCCUCCUGCAGCCAAGAAGUCUCUCACAUUAGGAAGUGCUGCUCCUAAUCUAGGAAGCAAAGCAGGAGACUAGAAGAGGGCAGGGAAAGCAAUGGAUUCCAAGCAAAGCAAUAUCUCAUCAUUCUUCAAGACAGUUAAAUUGUGCAGAAUGAAGUUUCUACCAUGUCAAACUGGAGGUUGCAGCCUAAUUCACGCCCACUACCAAGUGCAGAGAAUCAGUUUGAGGAAAUGGCUUGUUUGGUACAAUGCAUGAUUCCUGAGGAGAAAAAAAUUCUUUCAUAGAAUUCCUCCCAUGAAGAUCUUCAAAGCUGAGGAGUAUAAUGCAUCAACUGCAUACUAUUGGGAGCCCUUCAUGCUGGAGUCUAAUUCAAACCAUGCAACAAAUCACUAUUCUGAGACAGCUGGUGAACCUUGAUGCCAUAGCCAAAAAUGGCAAGAACUAGGAAGGAGUUAAUGUGAGGUUUGAGAGCUAUGUCUUGAAAUAGUUCAUGACAUUUUACAAUAACUAAAGAUCAAUGUU